AGCAGCCUGCUGCAUCCAGAAGUCCAGUCUAGGGAACAGCACUAGUCCCGAGAACCAGAAGCUCAGACAAGUAUCCAGCCACUCGGACACGUCUAGCCUGAUUUCUGCAGCAGACACUUCACUCAACCACCUGUUGCCAAAUCAGUGAAAGCAUUUAUUUGACUCACUCGUGGUGUGAGAUCUCUGAGAUCAUUCAGAUCACUGCAGAUCUGAGAGCCGACAUCAGCAGAUGAUGAAGAUGCAGCAGCACUCGCACAUCUUUCUAGCCCUUAUCCUUGCAGUCUUCAUCUUUAGGAUAGCUCUGUCUGGUCCCUCUGUGGUCAGAGUGAGACGCCAAAACAUGAAAGUCCGCAUCAGCACCACAGGAGACACCAUUGUGAUGAAGUUUUUGCGUCCCAACACUGACACCAGGCUGGAGGGAUACAUCCUGGGAUACGGCGGCAGCAUGUUCUCCAAACAGUUCAUUCAGCUGCCAGAAGAUGGAAAACCAUAUGAGACAGAGUUUGAUGCUGAGCCCAAGUACCUUAUAGCUGUCCAGCCUAUUCCUGCUAACGAGGUGAAGAAGCAGUGCACAGGUAAAGUGGAAUUGCAGAAGCCGCUGCACCUGGUCAUUGGGUCGGUGACGCCAACCUCAGUUCUUCUGUCCUGGGGGACACUGCUGAAAACCCCUUAUGAAGGCAACGUCAUGAAUGACUGUCUGGAGGAUGGACACUACACAGUGCGUUACCGUGAGAAGAACAGGAAGUGGAACUACCAGACCUGUCCAACAAGCGAUACAGUCAUUGACAAACUGAAGCCAAACACAGUCUAUGAGUUUGGUGUCCAGCCAAAUUCUAAGGAUGGCACCGGUGUGUGGAGCAGGCCGGUUGUUCACAACAUCAGCAUGCCAGGAGUCGAAGAGAAGGUCAUCAGGAAAAUCUUUAGGCCUCCAGUCAGCCCUGCGAAACCUGUACCUUCAGGUCCCCAUUCCUUGCCCUCAUUUCCUCACCUCACUUCCUCAGUCCAAAACAAGACCAGGGGCAGACUGCCAUUCUCCAGGAACAUAGCCACACAGACGACUCUUGCGCCAACCACAACCACAACCAAAACCACAACUACUACUAAGGAAACCCUGUCUACUCGUGGACCUGCACCUGCUGUGAUCAACAAACAGCCAAUUGGAGGAGGAGACCUCUCCAGAUCUGAGGUCCCAUUAACUCCCAAGCUCCAUCCUUUACUACAUAUAACAACCACCAUGGCACCUGUGCCAGUAGUCCAGGCAAAUGUGGAGAAUCAUGGAGGGCACGUACAACCUCAACCUAACUUGAAGCUCCAGCAACAGUAUUCAGGACUACCAAAGCCCAAACCCCAACAGCCUCAAAUGAAGCCCAGAGUUAAUGCUCAACGUCUCCCAAAGCCCCAUGACCAAACUGUGACACAACCCCACACAACACCCCAAAUCAAAGUCCAAACCACAUCAAAACUCCACAUAACACCCCAGUCUAUAAUUCAGAUCCAACCACUACCCCACACAACACCCCAAUUAAAGGUCCAAACCAAACUACAACUCCACACAACACUCCAGCAGAAAGUCCCGAUCCAACUACAACCCCACACAACAGCCCGUACUAAGCUCCAUGCACAGCCAAAACCCCUAUCAACAGCCCAGCCUAUAUUUCAAACAAAACCUCAACUGCAAAUCCAAACAACAUUCCAGCCCAAACUCCACACCCAACCUCAACAACACCUGGCAGUAUCCCAGCCUACAGAGCAUACCCACCCCCUUUCACUGCCUCAGACAAAACCAAAACCCCAAUCACAUCUUCAAACCACACCACAUCUUGAAGCAGAAACACAGCCUCAGCCAACACCCUACACCAAACGCCAGGCCCAACCACUAGCACAAGAGGAACAUAAGACCCAGACACAGCCUCAGAGACAAGAUCAACUAAGUUCCCAAACCACUCCUGUGCCAUCUAUUCAAUCCACUUAUCCAAUACCCCAGCACAUUCCCUAUACCAAGAAAAGACCGCUAAAGACUCAAACUCAACCUCAACCUCAUCCACAAAAUAAAUCUCCAAAUCCACCACAUAAACCAAAGACACCACAACAACAGCCAGGUGUAAGUACCAGGCGCAAGUCUGGAAUCCAACCAGCAUCAAAACCAAGCAUAAUUUCUUCCCAUUCCAAACCCUCAACACAACCCGAGCCCAAGAACCAAACUAAGCCCCAACCACUCUCUCAACCAAAAAGGCAGCCCAAGCUUCACCCAUCAACUCAACUUCCAAAAAGUCAUUCAAAGCCAAUAAUUAGGGAUAAGCAAAACUCUCCACCAAAAAUUCUGCCACAGUUAAAAUCACAACCUCCAAAAAAUACCCAGGACCAUGUUGUACCUCAACCCAUUACCAAGCCACAGUUUCCAUCAAAGGCCCAGUCACAACCCCAACUUCCAUCUAAGCCCCAACCUAAACCUCAAGCUGGGCUUCAGCCUCACUCCAGGACCUACUCUGAUCCCACCAAGGUCACCUCAAAGCAGGCAGUCCCUACGGCUCCUAGUCCACAAGAAGAGGGCAAGCCUCUACCAAGACCUGCCCUGGCUACAGAGAAGGCUGGUAGAUACAAUCAUGGUCCUGGUGUUCUCAGGUCGUCUGAAGUUCCUCGUUCUCCCAUUAGCUCAUCUGUUCCUACAGCAGGAAGAAACACCACCCUGCGUCGCACAUCGGUUCCUUCUCAUUCCACUAAUCAUGUUGCCAGACCAUUCUCACAAUCCAGGACAGUCACUUCCUCUCACAGUUCCAGCACACCUGGCGCAGCCAGUGGGGCGCAUCAUAGGGGCAAUGCUCCUCCUAGACGUAUCGUGUGGCCCAAAGAAAAAUCUGUUCUGCGUCCCUCUGUUUCUGGCAACAAGAAGACCAACCUGGUGGCAAAGCCUAGCAGUCAUGAUAAACCUAUGGACCUGAAACAAGGAGAAAAGGCGUCUGUCCUGAAGCCGUUCCCGCUGGUCACAGCCAGACCCAAGCAAGAGCCCAAACAGCAGACGACCACCACAGCCCCUGCGCUAAACACCAGCCGUUUUGACAUAUAUGAAAACUCCUCCAUAUUCAGGCCCCUGCCUAAGUCAGAGGUAGACAGCAUGGGCAACCCGCGCUUUAUAGCUCCCCACGUCAUCUACAAGACGGAUAAGCCGCCAGAAGAGCCGUGCUCUAUCACCUCCUCCCUCGCUUACUUCCCCGAUGAGGAAGGCAGCGAUCAGAAUGUGACCGGUCCUCCCCGCCUACCUCCAUCCAACGUCACUGUGGUCACCGUGGAGGGUUGCCCGUCCUUUGUCAUUCUUGACUGGCAGAAAACCGACAACGAAACCAGAGAGUAUGAAGUUGUGUCCACCACCACAGGCCCGAAUGGAAGGCAGACGUCAGUAUUGACAACCAACCAGACCCACACAGCCGUGGAGAAUCUCAAACCAGAGAGCAGUUAUGAAUUCACAGUAACACCGAGGAAUGAGCUGGGAACGGGACCCUCCUCCGAUCCUGUAACUUUUAGCACAGAGUCAGCGGACCCUCGAGUGAGCGAGUAUGUUUCAGGCAAAGAUGCCAUCUGGACUCAGUUUCCGUUUAAAGCUGAUGCCCACUCUGAAUGCAAUGGAAAGCAGUUCGUGAAGAGAACCUGGUACCGAAAGUUUGUGGGCAUCCAGCUCUGCAACUCCUUAAGAUACAAGAUCUACCUGAGCGAGACUCUCAAUGGGAAGUUUUACAACAUAGGGGAUCAGACGGGAUACGGCGAGGACCACUGUCAGUUUGUGGAUUCUUUCUUGGAUGGCAAGACUGGCAGCCAUUUUCUGGCUGACCAGCUUCCAAGCAGACAAGGCUUCUACAGAGCGCUGAGACAAGAGCCCGUUUCCUUUGGAGAGAUCGGAGGAAAGUCGCACGCGACUUACGUAGGCUGGUAUGAGUGUGGCACUCCCAUACCUGGAAAGUGGUAAGAACCCACAGGACUGUCCAGGAGGAUGGACUAAGUAGUGAGGAAGAAGAUGGACAUCAAAGACGCCUGAGUGAUCCUGAAGGGAGGUGGGCUUUUCUUACGUGGACUCUGUAGACGGCGCUUUAAAAUCACACCUCUGUCCUGGACGUGGACUUCUACAGAACUAUUAGGCGUCACAAAACUCUCUAGAGUGCAUUUCUUGAUCAAAAAUGUCCUUAGGGACAAAGGAAUGCAGAAGUUGGAGUGAUCCAAAAUGUUGAACAUACAAUUAAUCACAAGAGAAAAUGUUGGGAAGCUGGCUCCCAAAGUGUAAUAACUUGAUAUAAAGUAUGAUAAUAUUUAUCAAGAAUAUUGAAUUGUGUGUGCUGGGGCUUUUGAGAUAAACUAAAAUACAGUAUUUGUAUUGAGCGCCCGCACUGGUCAUGUGUAUACAGACAGGUGCCAAUCAUAUGUUCAUUGUACAGGUUGACUGUAAAAUACACAAACACACAGUGACCUUCUGCUGGCCCUAAGGGAUUAUUAACAGUUGCAGUUUGCACAGUAUUAAACAUCCGCUCAUAUAUGUAUAUGGUGUCCAAUACAGUUUAUUAAGUGUCCGACAGAUGGUGGCACAUUUCAGGUAAAAGAGAAUAAUCAGUGGUUCAGGCCAGCAUUUCUAUGGGAGCAUUUAGAAAUGAGACUUGAUGCCAUUAAUAUCGGCUUGUCCUGUAUUUUACAGAGUGAAAAUAUAAUAGUGGAAACUGCACAAGUAGAAUGUGUUCUCUUGUUAUAGCUCUGCAAAAGGUUAAAAUAAAUUGUGGCCUAUAUGGCUACAGUGAUGUAAUGCAUUGUAUAUAAUUCCAGCAAUUGAUCGUGUUUUAUUCUUAUUGGCAAACAGACGGAGAAAGUUGGGAUAGUUAGGGAUAUUAUCUCCCUCGGGCACCACAGACUGACUGGUGUGUGUGUGUGUAAUGGCAUUAAAAAGGACUUUAGAUUUGCAAUUAAACCAUUAACUCAUAAUGAGAGUGUUCAAGUAAGGUCAAAGGUAUAAGAGCGGAAGUUGUUUAGUCGUAGACGUAAAUGUAUCCUGGGGUCUCACCCCCUGUUGGCUAACAGAAAAAAGUGCAGCCUAAAAGCACUAACACUUUGGCUUCACUUUCAGACGCGUACAGUCUUUACUUAGCACAAAAAAGUAAUAUAAAGGAGAAACUUCUGACCUGUUACUUUCAAGCACCUUUAAAUCCCGCAAAUCAACAGGUUAUUUGACAAUUUAAGGUUAUGUGAACAGUUAACUACACCGUAACAGGUUGUAACAAGUCAUUGCCUCUCAACCGGAGAAGACUAAGGUAAAGUUACCAGUCCUAUCGGGAAAUGGUCUGGUGUAAUAUAUAUGUUACAUACAUCUAUGUAUCUUUGUAAUAAAUGUGCAAACCAAUGAAAA
This is a messenger RNA of Haplochromis burtoni (Burton's mouthbrooder), 5377 nucleotides long. It is a transcript of the gene abi3bpa, whose product is annotated as target of Nesh-SH3. The record is from RefSeq and is a predicted model, not a curated record. Bases 230 to 3958 code for a protein of 1242 amino acids. Lineage: Eukaryota; Metazoa; Chordata; Actinopteri; Cichliformes; Cichlidae. The transcript is spliced from 23 exons. Gene Ontology annotation, molecular function: protein binding. Gene Ontology annotation, biological process: extracellular matrix organization; positive regulation of cell-substrate adhesion.